AUGAAACAGAAAGGUACUAAACGACCUCCCGUUCCGGCAACGCUGGGCGAAACUGCAGGGAAGAUUCUUCUUCUGCACGCGCUGCUGCUCCUGAUCCUCCUUUGCCAGUGGGAUAUUUCGUCGGCAUCUCCACAUUUUAAUGUCGGCAACGAAGGCUUUGAAAUGGAGGAAGCCUCUGGUGUUUCAAUCAACAAAGCAGCUGAAGCACCAGCGGAUCCUGCAAAAGGAGACGAGCAAGAUGGUAAAGCAGUAUUACAGCAGCUGUCGGGUGAAGGCGUGGAUCAUGUGAGCGUGGAUGAGACUCGGAAUGCAUGGAAGAAGUUUGGUUGGCCCGCAUUGGGUCUUGCUGCAUCUUUGAUGAUUCUGAUGUUCAUUGCUACAGCAUGGGCGAUUGCUGCUGCGGCUCCCAAGGACAAGAGUCUCCCCACAGUGCUCCAUGAAAAGGAUGAAAAAAUGGAGAAGGAGGAAAAAGAGAAGGCAACAAGUGGUAAAGGACCGAAGGAAGAAGGGGAAGGACAGGGGCAAAAACAAGAACAAGAACAAGAAUAUAUUCUGGAUAAUGCUGCAGAUCAGUUGGAGCUGCAGCAGCAUUUGCAUGCUUGCUGGCUCCCUGCACAGUCUUUGGGUGCAUCCGUGGAUCAGCCAAUGUCUACUAAGCUGCUGGUGCAACUGAAGGAGCAUAUGGACGCGGCGGAGCAGCAUCAGUCUGCUGCAGAGGUCGGGGACCGUGCAGCAGUGGCUGCGAUUGCUGCUGCGAAUCAAGCAGCCGUAAACGAUCUUGCAGCUUUGGAACAACUGGCAAGAGAUAUUGUGAUGACAGAUGCAGGAGAAAUAUUUACGUGCGCCAGAGCAGCACUUAUGACUGAUACAGAAUUUGUAAACCUCGUGUUAGAAAGCACAACAGCAGCACGAUCAUACCAACAGGCAUGGGAUCAAGCUGUACGCGUGUGCAACGACAGGAUUAGCUUCCAGAAAGAUGAGGCAACAGCAAUCAGGACGCAGCUACAGAGCUUCCCUCCGCUGCAGCAGCGGCAGCUGGGGCGGUUGCCCGAGCGGCUUUCUGCGGCGCGGGUUGCAGUGGAAGGUGUCCGUCGUUGCUUGAAGAUGAAAGAAGCAGCAAGAGGUGUGGCAAGGGAACUGCGCCGGCGUCCCUUGGUAUUCUUCAAGAAGGGCUGCCUAGGGCGCUUGGAGCUUGUAGGCAUAAAAGGAGCAGUUCUACAGGAAAUUGUUUCUGCAUUGCUGAAGGGUGCCACAAAGCAGGCGAAGUUGAUAUCUGCUCUUCAAGUAGUUGCACCUGCAUUGCCGGAGGUUGCUACGAAGCUGGCGAAUUUGAAACCUAUAACAAACGAAGACACUGAAGACAUUAGUGCAUGGAGCAGUUCGCUGAAGGAUGCGAAUUGUGCGCACAGCUCCCUGCAGAAGCAUCUGCACGUGCUGCGUGGUGCGAAGAGCCUGCAGGGGGCUAAGGCAGCAGCAGAUGCUGCAGAAAAAGCAGGGGUGCAUAUGUCGCAGGUUCUCGACGGGCUAAUCAGGGAUUUGGCACGUUUCUGGAAGAGGCAUGAGCAGCUUGAAAAGAGUGAAGUUGAGAAUACAGUGGCGCAUCCACCAGGGCUGCCGACCUUGGACAGCCAGGUUAAGUCUGUGCUGAACACCGAGUCGCAAGAGUUUGUUGCGGAAGCAGAAGAAGCUGAGAAACUUGUGCUGGAUGUGGGAAGCAGGAUAGAGCUGGAGGUGGCAAGGCUAAGGG
Molecule: messenger RNA, 1747 nt
Organism: Eimeria maxima
Lineage: Eukaryota; Apicomplexa; Conoidasida; Eucoccidiorida; Eimeriidae
Exons: 1
Source: RefSeq, a predicted model, not a curated record